Messenger RNA from Patiria miniata (bat star), 3453 nucleotides. It is a transcript of the gene nop58, whose product is annotated as nucleolar protein 58-like. Gene Ontology annotation, molecular function: snoRNA binding. The record is from RefSeq and is a predicted model, not a curated record. The transcript is spliced from 14 exons. Bases 123 to 1778 code for a protein of 551 amino acids. NCBI's taxonomy places the organism in Eukaryota, Metazoa, Echinodermata, Asteroidea, Valvatida, Asterinidae. Gene Ontology annotation, cellular component: small-subunit processome; box C/D methylation guide snoRNP complex.
UGACCCCACGCAGGCCAAAAUCAGACCUCGUGGUGCUGCGUGAGAGAGGAGAUGGCAACUUCGAUGAACUUAAAGUUACAAUAAAGUUCUUUGAAACUGGCUUUAAUAACUUUAAAGACAGUAUGUUGGUAUUGUUCGAAUCCCCAGCAGGUUUUGCUGUAUUCAAGCUUCUUGAUGAGAAGAAGCUCCUAGCCGUAGAUAAUCUCUACAAGGAUUUUGCAAGUCCUGAAGGAGCCAGCAGAAUAGUGAAACUGAAACAGUUUGAGAAGUUCCAAGACACAACAGAAGCCCUUGCAGCUGCAACAGCUACAGUCGAGGGCAAACUCGGCAAGGGUCUGAAGAAAAUCCUCAAGAAGAUCGUCGCCAAAGACGCCCACUCAGAGCUGGCCGUGGCGGAUGCCAAACUCGGCGGAAUCAUCAAGGAGAAAGUCAGUCUAACAUGUGUUCACAACUCGGCUAUUGCUGAACUGAUGCGCGGCAUUCGCUCGCAGUUCAGCAGUCUGGUGCCCGGUCUUCCCGAGAGGGAACUGACGGCCAUGACGCUUGGUCUGGCCCACAGUCUUUCAAGAUACAAGCUCAAGUUUAGUCCGGACAAAGUGGACACCAUGAUCGUCCAGGCAAUAUCUCUGUUAGAUGACCUGGACAAGGAACUCAACAACUACAUCAUGAGAUGUCGGGAGUGGUACGGUUGGCACUUCCCCGAGCUCGGCAAGAUUGUCACCGAUAACCUCGCCUUUGCCAAGGUUGUCAAAUUCAUGGGUGACAGAACCAAGGCAGCCAGUUUAGAUUUUUCCGACAUUCUCCCCGAAGACCUGGAAGAGCAGGUCAAACUAGCAGCUGAGAUCUCCAUGGGAACAGAAAUUUCUGAGGAAGACUUCAUGAAUAUUCAUUACCUCUGUGAACAGGUGAUUGAGAUAACAGAGUACAGAGCCCAGCUGUACGAUUACCUGAAGAACAGAAUGCAGGCCAUCGCACCCAACCUAACCACAAUGGUCGGGGAACUUGUCGGAGCCAGACUAAUAUCACAUGCAGGGUCAUUGAUGAACCUGGCCAAGCAUCCGUCUUCAACCGUGCAGAUCCUCGGAGCAGAGAAAGCCUUAUUCAGAGCCCUCAAGACAAAGAAGGACACGCCCAAAUAUGGACUGAUCUACCACGCAUCGUUAGUCGGGCAGACGAACCCAAAGAACAAAGGAAAGGUGUCGCGAAUGCUGGCCGCCAAGACUUCACUGGCGAUACGUGUGGAUGCCUUGGGCGAAGACAAUGACAUGGAAAUCGGUAUCCAAAGCCGAGCCAAGGUAGAGGCCAGACUGAGACAACUAGAAGAAGGAACGAUGCAUCGCAUCAGCGGAACGGGCAAGGCCAAGGCGCGCACCGACAAAUACGAACACAAGAGCGAAAUCCGCACCUACAACCAGGCGCAGGAUUCCACCCUCCCCUCCGUCCCCAAGAAGAGGAAAUUUGAGGACGAAGAUGGCGACGACCAGUCGGAGGCGAAGCCAGAUGUGAAGAGAAUAAAGGCCGAGGCUCAGGAAGAAGGCGAGACGGAAACGCCGGAGAAGAAAAAGAAGAAGAAGAAAAAGAAGAUGGUUGAGGAAGUCGAUACCUCAACUGUCAAGGUGGAACCCGAGGAAGAACCAGAAGAAGCCCCCUCAUCCGAGAAGAAAAAGAAGAAGAAAAGGAAGAGGAAAUCUGAAGGUGAGGCCGAAGCCGACACAACACUCACAGAACCAGAAACACCGAGCUCAGAGAGGAAGAAGAAAAAGAAGAAAAAGGAGUGACCCCAACCUUGUUAUCACCAUUUUUGUUUCUCUUUUUUUUCCUUCCUUUUUCUUUUUUUGAAUACUGCCAACAAGUUAUUCAGUACUCAAGUGAGAGAAUUGUUAAAUGUUGAAAUGCAGUUUUUUCCCCCUUGGAAAAAAAAUGUAUCAAUGAGAACGCAGGUACGUUGGGAAGAUGGUAUUUUUGAAAGUUGGUUACAGAAAUGUUCUCAAAUCCUUUCCAAAAUUUUAUAACCAUCGUUCUUCAUUUCUGAACAAAGUUGGUGCUGUUUAAAGGGCCCAUGCUAUGGAGUUUUGUUUAAUGCAAUCCUUGAAAAUGCACCUUUGUGUCCCAUUUAACCUGAUUUUCAAUUUUCGUUUUGCCAUUUUCAAGGGGAUUUUGGUGCUUGUUUCUUUUUAUGCUAAUGCAAAUUUCCAUAUUCACGAGCAAAAGUGUGAUGUCAUUUCAGGCAGAAACCUCAAUGUAACUUCUAUUCCAGCACAAGGUGCUAGAAUUUGUGAUAUUUUGCGGUCAUAAAGUUUCUUUUCUUUGGUUUUUCGUUGUUGUGUCAGUACAUGGCAGUAAGCCAAUGAGCAAACCUUUCUUACAAAUGUUUUCAAUGAGCAAAGUUUAGGUUCACAAUUUGAACAGAAAACCUCUAAACUGAACAGUGUCUUCCUGAAAUGACAUCACAGCAACAGCGCUCUUAAUUGUCCUGAAAAGCAUGGACAAUUUUUAAGUGUUUAAAGAAGUGCACUUUUCAAUAAUAUUAACCAAAAAGGGAUGUCAACUAAUUUUCAUACAUUUAAGAGGAGUAGAAAGUUGCACAAAAUAUGCUCCAAAGAAAAAUUCAUCGCAUGGACCCUUUAAGGGGUUUAAGCAGCACGUCAAUAUUUUUCAAGACACCUUCGAAAUAUCAAACUUUUAGGAAUAUUUUCUGUUCCAAACUUCUCUUUUUCCCAAGAAAUGGGAAAAUUCUUGAGCUUGUAAAUUUGAAUGAAAGCCUUUUUUUUUUUAUUUUGAGUAAUCCAUUACUUACAUUGUGUAUACAUGUACUAGUUGUGUUUUACAGUUUAACAAUUACAGCAUGUAAUUUCUUCUCAAAAAAAUAAAUUCUCCAAACAGUCUGUUACUAUUUUCACCAUGUUUUAAUUUUGUAUUUUAAAUUGCUUUUUAAUAUUUCCAAUUCCCAGAAUUUAUUUUAACUUAUGUACAUGAAGUUAAACCACCAAAAAAAGAGUAAUCCAUUUCAGUUCUUUACUGUAGUAUAAAAAAAAUAACUGAAGAAAAUAAAUACAUCAAGAAGUGACAUUUUGAAAGACUGUUUUGCAUGUAAAUAUCAUUCCAUUUUGUGAAAUGCUCUUUCUCCAAUAUGUUAUUGUUAAAUUAUUUUAUCAGUACAUAAACUUCACAUGACGCAAACCUGAACCAUGAAGAAAUACAAUAACAUGGCCUCGUGAAAUGUCACUAAAUAGUCAGUGAGACCCACACAAUGUUUGCAUUUGUAUAAUAAUAGUAUUUUCCAACUUUCUGCCUUGGAUUCAAGACUGACAUCAUGAAAUGCUGAGCACCCCUUUUUCCUUUUUAUAUUAAGCAAAGAUUUCCCGCCCAAAGCUGUAAAUUAUGUAUACAAUUUCUAGAACAUGCCCAGUAGUUACAGAAGCUGAAUAAAAUGGUUAAAUGUUUAUAAAAGAA